Plectropomus leopardus (leopard coralgrouper) is the source of this 6244-nucleotide messenger RNA. Lineage: Eukaryota; Metazoa; Chordata; Actinopteri; Perciformes; Serranidae. The record is from RefSeq and is a predicted model, not a curated record.
GUUUGCAGAGAGCGAAGGACAACAUGUUGCACUGAACUCAUUCAUGGACCUCGAACAAAACUUUAAGCGCAACUUCUGAGUUUUGUUCGCUCCACAGCGGCGUUUUAUGGUCUUGGACGUGUUGUGAUGUUAUUUCCAGUGGCAGCAGCAGCAGUGUCAGGCCACACAAGUUUUGUUUUUAAAUUUUAACCCUAGCAUAGUCUUGCUAGCUGUCGUCGCUGGGCUUCAAGUUGUGGAAAACCAUGAGGACGGAGGAAUUACUCCACAGGAAGGGUUUGCUGUGCCGCUGCGGGACAGGAGAGAGGAGCUUACUUUCCGAUCAGAAACUCACGGUUGAGCGUUUGCUUGAAUGGAGCGGUGUAUUUUGAAUCUGCCAUCCUGCAAGAAGUGUUUCUGUGCCGUCAGGGGGGCAGCGGUCCGACCGGCGGGGAGGGACACGGCGGAGGGACUCCCGGCUGAACACAAACCAGACCGCUUUGGCUCCACAUGAGGCGAGUUGGAGAGAUUAUGGUUGGGAAAAGGCCUGCUGCUCCGUCGCUGCUGCUCCGCCAACAAAGGAAAUAACUGUUGCUUCUUUCCUUUUUCUGCAGUGUGUGGAAACAACAGUGAAAGUGGGCUAACUUUGGUGAAAGUUGCGAGCUUAUGGCCACUGGAGAUUAACGCCUGCGCAAUUACGCACGCACACAUACACACGCGCGCCCUUUGUUUACGCUCCUUGAAAGUCUGAUAUUUUUAAUUCCAGUUAUUGUGUCAACAUUCAGCUCCAGGUCAGUCUGAGUGGAUGUGUGAGGAUGGUGGAGAGCCGGGGCUGUGUCCAGAGGGAGGGGGUGUACCGCUGGUUCUCUUCCCUCACCUCAGCACAGAGAGCAGAGUUCCUGUGCGGCCUUCUGGACCUCUGCGUCCCCAUCGAGCUCCGCUUCCUCGGCUCCUGCCUGGAGGACUUGGCUCGCAAGGACUACCACUCCCUCCGGGAUGCGGAGAUCAAAGCCAACAACCCCGCAGACCUGUCGGGCCUCACCAACAUCACGGACGAGGUGGUGCGCAGCAAGCUGCUGGUGUCCCUCGCGCUGCUGGGCUCGGACAACAGGGAGGCGGCGGGGGUCCUGUACCGGAUCCUGACUCACAUAGACACGGUGAUCAAUAACUACGGGCUGGCGCUGAACGAUGGGAGGACCGAGGAGCAGUUUCUGUUAUUAUUCACCAUGGCCUCUCACCACCCGGCCUUCAGUUUCCACCAGAAGCAGGUGCUGAGGCAGCAGCUCAGCCAGAUCCAGGACAUCCUGCAGGUGAGCAGGGGAGGAGGAGGAGGAGGCGGAGAGGCUCAAGCAGCGGGCCCCGGCGGGGAUCGAGCUGCCGCAUGUUAUGCUCAGCCACAUCACCACUAUCACCAUCAGACCCUGCCCCCGCCACUGGCAUCGCUGUCCCCCGCCGCCUCUCUGCCCGAUGCCAGCGCUGCCCAACUGCCUCAGUCUGCCUGCCAGCCCUGCCACACUCACUGCACCUGCUGGCACAAGAGCCAGACCAGAGAGGCCGGCACAGUUUCAGGGCUUGGCUCGGGGGUCUCCAUGGGACGACGAGAGCAAGCGGUCAGCCAGGAGCUUACCCCGCCUCAUCCGGACCUCCCUCCUCCUCCACCUCCUCCUCCCCCUCCUCCUCCUCCACCACCUCCUCAUCUGCCUCCUCUACCUGCUGGGCAGGGUCAGGAUGCAGCAACCAAGAACCAUCAGGGGAAAGCAGGAAAAGUGGUGAUCGAGAGGGUGGUGCUGAGAGGAGUGACACAUAAGUCUGAAGACACCAGUGAAUAUGUGUUUGAGGCCAACUGGUCCGAUGGCUUUGUGUCCUCAGUCGUCAAAACUCAGCAGGAGGUAACGGAGCUGAUGACCCAGCUGUCACAAGCAUUUCCUGACGACGGAGUGGAGAAAUUCCCUCAGUCCAUUGAGCUGGACCCCAGGUGUCUGACAGCACUGCCCUGCCAUGUCCUCCAGCACCACAGCAUCCAGCUGUUCUUCACCUCCACCAGGCCUCUCUCACCCAGCUGUCCUCCUGCCUCCCUCCCCUCCUCCCUCCCUCCAUUACCCUCCCCACUUCCUACGGCUCCUGUAGCCCCGACCUGUCCAUUUACCUCCAGCUCUAACCUUGGCUGUAUGGUUCAGUACAGAGGAGCCAACAGGGCGGUGUACAGAGUGGCCAGCGUCCAGCCCGUCGUCAGUACCCACAGCUCUGUCAUGACUCGCCCCUCUCCUCACCUCUCCUCCCUCCCCCCUCCUCUGCCUCCCUCCAUUCCUCCUCCCCAGCACUCCCCCCAGCUGUCCUCCCUCCCUCCCCCUGUGCCAGCCCUGCCCGCCCAGUGCUCCUUGGCUGGCGGAGGUGAACCCUCCUCUCAGCCGCAUCUCCAACACAUUCAGUCGCACUCAUACUCUCCGCAGCACUCCCAGCACCACCUCCACCCUCAAACCAGCAGUCAGUCCAGCGUACAGCCUCAGUCCCUGCACCUGUCCCAUUCCCAACCAGCAUCCCACUCACAUUCCCAGUCCCUUUCAUACCCCCAGUCCCAUUCCCUGUCUCGUUCCCAGUCCCACACACAGGCACCGUCCCAGUCCCAGCUCAACACUCCAGAGCAAAACGGCAUCCUGGACUGGCUGCGCAGGCUCCGGCUCCAUAAGUAUUACCCUGUGUUCAAACAGCUCACCAUGGAGGAGUUUUUAGCGCUGACAGAGGAGGACCUGAACAAGUACGACCUGACCCAAGGAGCAAAGAAGAAACUCAAGACACAACUAGAGCUGCAAAAGACUCAACUCGAGCUACAAAACCGGGAGAUGAAGAUGGAGAAGCGGCCCUGCAGCGGCAUCGCCAGGGUGACGCCUUCCAGUCACAUUGGACCCUCAGCACAUCCCACCUCCACCGCAGGAGAGCUGCGUGUGGAGGUGGACGCUGCGCCGCACCAUCACCCCGUCUCAACAGACAGCAGCUCGUCCUCAGGCUACUCCAGCUCUUCCUGCUCCCCCCGUACACCACUCUGCUGCGACUCCACCUUCGAGAGGACCAGAGACAUUCACAGGCGUGUGUCAGGUCCAGACACAGCAGGAGGGGGUCCAGAGAAGGAUCGGUCCUGUCUCUUCAUCCUGAACUCCAGCUGCCCCACAGGCUCCAGUCGUCCCACAGCCCAGGUUCUACCUGUCCAAACCGAUCCAGCUCCUCCUCACCCUCCGUCCUGCUCCUCCCACCACCCCCUCGCUCUCCCGCAGUCUCCUUACCACCAACAGGCCAGUUUUCCCCAGACCCUUCUCUCUCCGGUCUCAAACCCAGCACGCAUCCUGACCUCCCCUCGUAAGCCCAGGCCCCCUCCACUGUGCACCGAGGACAGGACUAAGCCGCUGGGCUCGGGCCUGCCUGUAGCCGGCGCAGGCUUCAGUACGGGGCUCAGUGUGGGGAUGGGGGUGAGGCUGGAGACCCUGUUCCCUGGUCUCAACAUGGACAGCUCCUCCACACUCCAGGACUCGCUGGUUUGCCGCGGCCUGGCGGGAGGCGCCGUGGGUCUGAUGGUAGAGACCAGCUCUGCUCUGACCUCCACCUCUAACAGCCUUCACCACGUCUCCCACCCCCCUCUGCACUUCCACCUCUCGUCCUCUUCAUCCACUUCUCCAUCUGGAUAUUACUCCUACCCACCUGCCUCGUUCUCUUCCUCCUCCUGUCCCUCCACAAAGUCUGGCAGCUCCAUGGCAACUACAAGCAGUGUCCCUGUGGCUGCAGUGCCUGGCAACACUUACUUCCCAGCCCCAAAUACCUCUAGCCCCUCCCCUUCACCCUCCUCUGCCUCCUCAUUGGAUCAAAGUUCAGGUCACACCCCCUCCAUGUGUGUCUGCAGCUCCUGCGGUUGUCGGGGCAACUGUGGUGCCUACGGGGCGUUGCCUGGAUACGCAGCAGCUGGGUACCUGCAGCCGUUCUCGGCUGGCCCCUCGCUCUUCACCCUGGGUCCCCUGCUCCACCUCAGCCCCCUAAUUGCCUCGUCCAGCGCCACCGGCCCCGGAGCCUCGCCCUUCUCCUACCCAAUGAUGGUGCCACCGCCUCUCUACCGCCACAGCCCUGUGUCACAUGAUCAGCAGCAAGGUUUUGCCUUUUACCAGCCCCAUGGUAUUGUGGGAAAUGGGAGCCAGAAACGGGCAGCAGGGAACGUGUCAUGUUACAACUGCGGUGCCACAGGACACAGAGCCGAGGAGUGCAAACAGCCGGCCAUGGAUUCAGCACAGCAAGGGACAUUUCGACUGAAGUACACUCCUCACUCUGACAGUAAGGACUCAGGGGACUAAUAGCAGAAACACCGCUGGAUUUGAACUGUCAUACUGACACAUCUGUACCUCAUGUUCCUGCUGAAGUUAGCAGGUGGCAGCUUCAGACAGCCGGCCUUUGGGUACAACGAGGCAACGCGAGUCUGUUCAGAGGAUGUUAUUCUGAAAGCAUCGACCCACUGUAUCUUUUGUAAUUAUUUUACAGCAGCUUACAGAGGAAUGAAAGGAGGACAGAAAAGUAAGAUGUGAAAAGACAAGGAGGAGAGGAAGAGGAAAGGAGCAGUUGUUACAGUCUGUGUGGUCAGAUUAGCUUUCAUCCCCUCUCAGUUUUCCAAAACACAAGUCACACGGACAGUUGGAGAUUUGUUAAGCUCUGCCUCGCUUCUUUUCAGAAGCAGCAGAACUGUCAUGUCACCUAAGUUUCCUACCCCGUGAGUCUCAAAAUCUGCUUCCAGGCAGGAUGACUCAGCAUUUCUACUCUUCCAGAUGGCUCACAAACCAAAGUCAAAGCACUCCAGUAUCCCAAUUAAACCAUCGGCUUUACGUGGAUGAAAAUGCACUCAUGAUGCUUGUUAAAGGAUGCAUCAUGGAUCCUGCUGAACCUGCUAAUCCAACCCUGUUCAGGUGGUCUAAACUUCACAGAGACCAACACCUGAAGAUGAAUUUAGGCACUUCCAUAUCAAGUUGUUCAGCAUUUUAAAGAAUAUGAGUGUAGAGACGAGUGAGGAGAGCUCCACGCUACCAAGGAUUACACUACAAGUUUCAGUCCAACAUAUGAUGAUGUCCACGAGUCAAGAAGUACGUAUUGGGUCGAGAAAUAUGGACAUGAAGUAUCUAGUCCUGGAUUUAGGACACAGCAUCAUCAUCACUGAAGUGUGUGGACAGGUCACGCUUGAAAACCUGGAUUUCUCUUUAGCAGCUGAAGGGUCACUGCACCAGCCACCUUCUUGUCCACCAGUGCCUGGGGUUUAAACCGUCACCUUCGGAUGAUCUGCAGCCUCUCUACCUCUGAGCCAACCUGAGAGCAAAAUGUCCUCCAAUGCCAAAUACCGCUCCUUUAUACCAACACAAUCAGAAUAUUUUUCAGACACCUCAAAAACUUUUUUAUGGGUUUACAGCAGGGUCGGACAUUUCAAAAGUGCCAAUGAGUUUCAUUUUUCAUUUUCUUGAUGUAAGUGAAUCCAUUUUAGCAGCCUUGAUGUUUAUAACAAACUUUUUCUCACUCCAGGAGAGGCGGAGCUGACUCUUUCUGCACAGACUUUAUGCAAAAGACGAUUCAGGACUGUUAAAAUGGGAGUCUCGGUAAGUUAGAAAAUUUUUCACAGUGCAUUCGAGUCUGUGACUGUGAGUGAGUUGCUGGGCAGGACCCAGAGACACGAGGACAGCUGGUCCUUUAGAUGAAACUCUAUCUGAGCCCCUGGAGGGUGCAGCAUAGGAACACGAGGUGUUAAUUUAAAAUCGUAAAUACUGAACAUUCAGUAUGUUUAACAACUGGUUGUUUGAAAUAUGUCAACAAUGUACUUUUGUAUUGUAAUAUAAAUGUAUUUUUUGUUGUCAGCUGUUCAGCUCAGUGUUCAUUUAAAUUUCAGUGCAACUGACUAUGAACAUGGCUGCAUAAAAAUACUUCAUACAUUUUUUAUAAUGGCUGAAAAGUACAAAAAAAUGGCCUUAGAUGAUACCAAAGAGCGCCUUCUUUUGAGGGUUUUUUUGUUUUUUUGCCACACAGCUCCACUUUAGUAGUUUUUUAAGUGUUUAGUUUUGCAGUUUAAAGGUUUUAGCUAGACAUGAGUCUGAAGAGCGCCUGGUUUAACUGAUGCUCCAGCAUGCAUGUUCAAAUGUGCUUUUGAAGUAUUUGCGUUUAAAUGUUUUAUAUUACUUUUUGUCUUUUAAAACUUGUUUGACCUAAACUUCAAGGGAAAACAUGUUUGAGUAAUAAAAUAUUGUAUUGUCUUUCAUCA